This is a messenger RNA of Ustilaginoidea virens, 1365 nucleotides long. RefSeq lists its product as uncharacterized. The record is from RefSeq and is a predicted model, not a curated record. The transcript has a single exon. The coding region runs from base 1 to 1365 and encodes 454 amino acids. Lineage: Eukaryota; Fungi; Ascomycota; Sordariomycetes; Hypocreales; Clavicipitaceae.
AUGGCGCUUACCAUCAGGAAGCUCAACGGUGAUGCAUCAUUCUUGCUCACCCUGGAGCCGAUUGAACUGGGUUUGCUUGGCGCAGCGACAUCGCCAGAGCCAUUCCGAAUCCUCCUCGACCCAUGCCUCACAGCGCCACCAGGCAGGCCAGAUGCUAAACUGUCAUCAUCAAAGCGUGACGCACCUUAUCCUGCCACUUUGGAAAACCUGCCGGAGCCCGACGUCAUUAUUAUCAGCAGUAAUCGAGGUGAUCACUGCAAUGAGAGUACCUUGCGAUACUUUGCCCACCGUGGUGCCCAAUCGCUUGUACUUGCUGAACCCACAGCCGCGAGGACGAUAAAAAACUGGCGAUAUUUCGAACAAGGCAGAGUCUUAAGCCUUCUUCCAUGGCAGGAUCCUCGACGGACCGGGCAGGACAAUGCUAUCAGAAUGCCGAUCCCAGCGAGAGUCAUUGGGGGUAAUGAAGGCAUGGUCACCGUUGCCUUCAUUACCCGAAAGCGAGAUCGGAAAAGGCUGCAUUCGGCCAUUGGCAUCACGUACCGGCCGGCUUCAUCUGGCCCAGCCGUUUCACGUCGACCUACUAGUACCAUCAUCUCCAAGCCGUCUGCUGCUGCUCCAUCUCUGGCAUCACAGACGGGUAGCCUUGCUCGUCUCGGUAGGCUUGACUCUCCCACUCUGCCACCCCUGCCGGCUUUCAAACCACUCGCCUCUCCAUCGAUUCCCGACCUGAGAACCAUUCGAACAAGUCGAUCCAUGGCAUCCCUCUCGCCCCAUGCCAGAGAUCGAGGUGUUUCUGUCAUUUUCUCCCCGCAUGGCAUACCGUACACUGGAGUUGAGCCAUACGCCACGUCCCAUCUCUUGGCUGAAGCGGCACUCCCGCUCACUGCCCUCCUGCACUGUUUUGAUACCGUAUCGCGGCCGUGGUGGCUCGGAGGGGAUCUCACCACCGGCUUCGAUAAUGGCCAGGAAAUCAUCGCGAAACUCGGGGCAAGAGCUUGGGUCAGCACCUAUGACGGGGAUAAAGGCGUCACCGGCUUGACUGCAAGGUUCACGCGGCAUAAAAAGUACAGCCGAGAUGACGUGCGACAGUUGGUGCAGGGAACAGCUGACGCAGGUGCGGCAGGCCAUAAGUCCACUGCCCAAAACAACAACAAGAUGAUCGAGAGACGGACAGAAGUACUCAGUUUGAGUAUCGGCGAGGAUGUUACGCUGACGAGUGAAGGAAUCUGGGCAACUGACCAGGUCCCGAUAACGGACUCGACUCGUCUUAGCAUUCGACAUGUGUCCGAGCAUUUCUGUCAAUGGCAAGGUGAUGCCGCGACCUUCAAGAAGAGCCAAACCCGGCCAAUUUCCGUCACGGUUUGA